This is a messenger RNA of Solea senegalensis (Senegalese sole), 2933 nucleotides long. RefSeq names its product aristaless related homeobox a (gene arxa). Lineage: Eukaryota; Metazoa; Chordata; Actinopteri; Pleuronectiformes; Soleidae. Gene Ontology annotation, molecular function: DNA-binding transcription factor activity, RNA polymerase II-specific; RNA polymerase II transcription regulatory region sequence-specific DNA binding. The coding region runs from base 89 to 1498 and encodes 469 amino acids. The transcript is spliced from 5 exons. The record is from RefSeq and is a predicted model, not a curated record. Gene Ontology annotation, biological process: regulation of transcription by RNA polymerase II.
CUGGCCUGAGAGCAAAGGAGAAGAGAGAGAAAGAGAGAGGGAGAGAGUGACAGGCGGCACCGAGAACCAAACGAACCAAAGCGUCGACAUGAGCGGCCAGUUUGAGGAAGAUCUCCACGACCGGGGCGAGAGGAAGAGCAGCAAAUCCCCGACGCUGCUCUCCUCUUACUGCAUAGAGAGCAUUCUGGGCCGCCGCAGUCCCUGCAAGGUCAGACUGAUAGGAGCGCAAAGUUUGACGGGUCUGCCCGGCAGAGGAGAGCUCGACAAACCGGCCGACGGGCCAACGAAAGAGCCGCUGUCCCUCAGCGCUGACAUCCACCUGCCACCAAAGCUCCGCCGGCUCUACGGACCCGGUGGUAAAUACCUCCACGAUCACGCAGGGAAGCUGGACACUCACAGAGAGCAGCGGCUCCUCCUGCAGGAGCAAACCAGCGAGAGCCUCAAAAUCAGCCAGGCGCCGCAGGUGAGCAUCAGCCGCAGCAAGUCGUACCGGGAGAACGCGUCCCUGAGCCGGGGAGAGGGCGACCAGAGCCCCGAGGAGAGCUCGGAGGACGGCAGCCUGGGGCUGGUGGAGCUCGGCCCGCUGAAGUUUGAGGAGGACGCGGGGAAGGAGGAGGAGAGCUGCACGGAAGCGACGGCGCUGUCCCCGAAGGACGAGGAGAGGGAGAGCUUGAACGCCGGGGAUGGGGACGUGAGGGACGGGGAGGACAGCGUGUGUCUUUCGGCCGGCAGUGACUCGGAAGAAGGGAUGCUGAAACGGAAGCAGAGAAGAUACAGGACUACGUUCACCAGUUACCAGCUGGAGGAAUUGGAGAGGGCUUUCCAGAAGACGCACUACCCCGACGUAUUCACCAGAGAAGAGCUCGCGAUGCGCCUGGACCUCACCGAGGCCCGCGUCCAAGUGUGGUUUCAGAACCGCAGAGCCAAGUGGAGGAAGCGUGAGAAGGCCGGGGUGCAGGCCCACCCCUCAGGUCUGCCCUUCCCCGGCCCCCUGGCAGCAGGUCACCCUCUCAGUCACUACCUAGAGGGAGGACCCUUUCCUCCUCAUCCCCACCCGGCUCUGGAGUCGGCCUGGACAGCUGCUGCAGCCGCAGCCGCCGCGUUCCCAGGCUUGGCCCCACCACCACACAACGGCUCCGCACCACCUCUGGCCACCCCACUCGGCCUGGGCACGUUCCUGGGCACGGCUGCCAUGUUUCGCCACCCUGCCUUCAUCGGACCCACCUUUGGCAGGCUUUUCUCCAGUAUGGGUCCCCUGACCAGUGCUUCCACCGCCGCAGCUCUCCUCCGCCAGCCCACUCCUCCUGUGGAGAACCCCUCCCACGCGGGGCCCGUCCUCCCCGACCCUUCCUCGGCUUCGUCCUCCCCCUCCUCAGCUGCAGCGGACCGCAGGGCCUCCAGUAUCGCCGCACUGCGCCUCAAGGCCAAGGAACACUCGGCUCAGCUCACCCAACUGAACAUCCUGCCCAACGGAGCCACAGGGAAGGAGGUGUGCUGAACACUUGACCCCCCCAGCUCUUGCACCCCCCACCCCCACCCCACUGUCCCGGGCUUAUGUCCUAUUCCAUGACACCCCAUCCUGCCCGCCCACCCCUUCUCAAAAACCCAUUCAUACCUCUGGAGGAUGAUGCCCUAUGUCCCCGUGUGUCCAAACAUCCCGUUACCUCAUAUGUCCCCCAACAAAAUAGCACGACCAAAUUCAAAAGAGCACUGGCUGAGAAAGUGUGUGUUUGUGUGGCUGUCUACUAAAUACUGCUAUUGUCCCAUUGUCCUACAGUACGCUCCACUUUUAUUUACUCUAUUUUUGGAUUAAGAUUUAUCGCAAAAGUUAAAUUAUACUCAAUAUCAUUUCAAAAAAUGAUAUUUAAGGCUGUAUUAUUUCUAUUUUUCUGAGCUGCACACACAGAAAAAUAAGAUACACUUCACCAGGACACGAACACGAGAAAAUGUAUUGAUUUCUCGCAGAACACUUUUAUUCUGCUUUCGGUUUGAUAGCACUCUAUACAAUUCAGAAGUUUAAGCCGCAGUAAUAAAAUAUUCAAAGUUCAGCAUAACAUAAAUACAAUUUACACCCAAUUCAACCAUCCAAAGCAAUAACACAGUCACAUAUUAAUGCAUCAUUUUAACUUGUGAUACUUCAAAAUAUGUUAUAUAUGUUAAAUAAUACAUAAUUGCUUACCUUCACUUUGACAUCAGGCUGAACACAGAAAUGUUCUCUGGAAAAAAAACAAACAUAUUUUACAGUGUGAUCGGACUUGGUCAUCACACACACACACACACACACAGGGAAACCUGAGAAAGGAUUCUUGCACCACUUCAAAUGUGGACUGCAGCUCUCGAGUGCUUGACAUUAACACUGCUUUAUUUGUAUGCAUGGAUGUGGACCGAGCCAGUCUGUGUCUAUAAUAAAAGGUGAGUUGGAGGAGGUCUGUCUGUCUGUCUGCCUGCCUGCCUGCCCCCCUGCCAACCCCCCCAACCCCCCACCCAGAACCAAAGGAAACUUGUCCACAGACCUUCCAUAGCCUUCUCUACAAACCUGACUCCUCUCUGCUCUGCUCACCUGUCCAACAGUAACACUCAGCAAUAUAAAUAUAUAUACAUGACACACACACACACACACUUCUGCUGAGUCUGACUCCGGGACAUGUCAGCAAAGUGGAGACCUGAGACGUGUCUCUAAAUGAUGUGACUGUGUGAGAGGAAAAAUGUAUAUAUUGUGUAAAAAAAAGAGGGGGAAAAAAAAGAGGGGAGGGUAAAAGUACAACCACAAAAAAUUUUCAAAACAAGGUCAUGUAUAUUUGGAGGAGGCAGUGUUUUGAUAAUUUGCACACAGUGUAGUGUUUCAUGAAUGUCGCCCUGUGUAGAAUUUUACCUGUGUUUAUGAAAAUAUUAGGUUCUUAGACCAUUAUUUAUGUCAAAAAUCUUUUUUUUUU